Drosophila santomea is the source of this 1260-nucleotide messenger RNA. RefSeq names its product alpha-tocopherol transfer protein-like. Bases 222 to 1151 code for a protein of 309 amino acids. NCBI's taxonomy places the organism in Eukaryota, Metazoa, Arthropoda, Insecta, Diptera, Drosophilidae. Gene Ontology annotation, molecular function: phosphatidylinositol bisphosphate binding. The transcript is spliced from 6 exons. The record is from RefSeq and is a predicted model, not a curated record. Gene Ontology annotation, cellular component: membrane.
AGCAUUGAAUAUUCAAAAACUAAAUCGAUGAGCGAAAUCGAUGCGCAACUGUCAGUCAGUCGCCUGCCAGGCUUCCAACCCAACGUUACAAAAGCGAUUCGAAAGCGUUUUUUUUUCGAAAGUGAUUCGAAAGCGAUUGCUGCGCCCGAUAGCCGAUAGGAGGCAAGCCUGACGGAGAGAACAGCCACCUAGCAAUCGAUAGCCAGGCAGCAACAGCACCAAUGAGCCGCAUAUGUGGGAGAGAGACGGGGGCGAGCGGCACGUCGGAGCAGCUGCAGCGGGAACAGGACGGCGGCACAGCGGACCAGGCGCAGCGGAAGCAGGAACGGAAUCUCAAGGAGCUACUCGAGUGGUUCCGGCAUAAUGACAAGCUGCCCAAGGAGAUUGAUCCGCUGCUGCUCCGGCGCUUCUACCAGUGCAUGUUUGGCGACGUGGAUGAGACUCGGAAGCUCAUCGAGGUGAACUACGCCCUGCGCAACCGGCACCCGCACCUGUUCAUCCGGAGGGAUCCUUUGGACGCAGACAGCAGGCGCACCUUCGACUAUGCAGACAUUCUACCGCUGCCGGGCAUAACGCCGGACAAAUGCAAGGUGUCACUGUACUGCUUCCGGGAUUUCGAGGCCUCCAAGAUGCACCACACGGAGGACACGCGCGCCUUCUUCAUGGUCAGCGACUGCCGGUUCGUGACGCCGGACGAUCUGGCCAACCCGGAAGCCCUGUCCGAGGGAGAGGUGCAGAUUUUCGACAUGAAGGGCACCACCAUGCGACACAUUUCGCGACUGACGAUCAGCACGCUGCGCGCCUACAUCAAGUUCCUUCAGCUGGCAUUUCCGGUGCGCCUGCGCGCCAUACACAUGAUCAACUGUCCCACUUAUCUGGACCGGAUCGUUAGCGUGGUGAAGCCGUUCAUCAGCGAAGAGGUCUUCAAGCUGAUCCGCUUUCACACGCAGAGCAUAGAUACGCUGUACGAAUUCGUGCCGCGAGAGAUGCUGCCGGAGGAGUACGGCGGAGGAGCCGGCUCCUUGGAAGCACUGCGUACCCAUACCCAAAAGGCCUUGGUUGAGAAUCGCGACUAUCUAAUGGAUCCCGAUCACUGGGUGGUGGUGAAGCCGGAGAAGCGGAACGAAAGCUCGUGGAGAUUUUUUAAAUGAUGGUCGAGGACAUGUUCCAGGGUGACGAGAAAGCUCUUUCAACCAAAGACCGUUAGAAGUUUUUCGAAUAAAUGGGAUAAAUAGUUCCUGCGGCUUUUUAUUUCUUAAA